Molecule: messenger RNA, 2749 nt
Organism: Ornithorhynchus anatinus (platypus)
Lineage: Eukaryota; Metazoa; Chordata; Mammalia; Monotremata; Ornithorhynchidae
Gene: DHX32
Product: DEAH-box helicase 32 (putative)
Exons: 13
Coding region: 264-2600 (778 amino acids)
Cellular component (GO): spliceosomal complex; intracellular anatomical structure
Molecular function (GO): RNA binding
Source: RefSeq, a predicted model, not a curated record
CCGGGCCGGGCCGGGAAGGACGGACGGACGGACGGGUCCGGAGCGCGGACAGCGGCCUCCGCAGGCCACACUGACCCCUGCUGGAAAAUGCAGCGGCGGAAGACGCCGCUGAAACGGGGACGUGAACUUUCCUUUUCGCCGUAAAUCGGAAUUUAUUGAGCGUCGGCUGCGUGCGGGGCUCUGGACUGACCACUCGCGAUAGUCCGACAGAUCUUCCAGUCCUCAGGGAGCUUCCAGUCCGGCAGGGGAGGGAGACCCACAAUAUGUUACGGACAGAAGGAAGGCGAGGAAGAAACAAUAAAUAUAUGAAUGAGGCGGCUCGAUGGAAACGCCCUGGCCGGGCCCCGACGACCCCGUGGCCGGAAGGAACGGACGAGGACGGGAUGGACGGGCCCGCCGCGCUCCCCGACUCCUCGGGCUCCAGUGACGGGGAGGGCGACGGCGGCGACGGGGCCGCCCCGGACCGCGACGGGUUGGAGCUGAACCCCUUCGACGGCCUGCCCUUCUCGUCCCGCUACUAUAAGCUCUUGAAGGAGAGAGCGGCCCUUCCCGUGUGGAAAGAGAAAUAUUCCUUCCUGGAGACGCUGCUCCGGGACCAAGUGGUGAUCGUGUCGGGGGAAGGCCGGUGCGGGAAGAGCUCACAGAUCCCGCAGUGGUGCGCCGAGUUCUGCCUGUCGGAGCGUCCCGAGGCCGGGAGCGUGGUGUGCGCCCAGGUGCACCGGCAGGCGGCCGUGGCCCUGGCCCUGCGGGUGGCGGACGAGAUGGACGUCAGCCUCGGCCAGGAGGUGGGCUACGCCGUCCCCUUCGAGAACUGCUGCUCCAGCGAGACCAUCUUGAGGUACUGCACGGCUGAGGUGCUCCAGCGGGAGAUGCGGUCGCUGCCGCUGCUGAGCCGCUACGCGGUGGUGGUGCUGGACGACGUGCACCACAGGAGCGCCGCCACGGACGUGCUGCUGGGCCCGCUGCGCGGGGUGCUGCGCGCCCGCCCGCGGCUCAGGCUCGUGCUGGUGCUGGCCGACUCGCCGCCCCUGCUGGCCGAGCUGCGGGCCUUCUACGGGCCCGCGCCCGUCCUGGAGGUCGGCGCCCGCCGGACCCCCGCCCGGGUCACCUACCGCGGGGACGCGCUCGGCGACCCUUUCGGCUCCGCCGUGAGGCUGCUGUUCGACAUUCACCGGACGGGAGAGAGCGGCGACGUGGUGGUCUUCCUGGCCUGUGAACAGGAGAUCAGGAGAGCCUAUGAACUGAUCUGUGAGGAAGGAUCGCGCCUGGGCCCAGAAGCCGGAGAGCUGGUGGCCGUUCCUUUAUAUCCGAGGGAAAAGUAUAAGAUGCUGAGGCCAAACGACGAGCCGGAAGAAGGUUCUCGGGCCCCGCGGAGGAGAGUGGUGCUGACCACCAGCUCGGGAGAGGCCCUGAUCGGACCCGACGCCUUCAGAUUCGUCAUCGACGUGGGUCUGGAGAGGAGGAAGGUGUACAACCCGUGGAUCCGGGCCAGCGCGUGGACGACGCGGCCCAUCAGCGAGGGCCGGGCCCGGGAGCGGCGGUGCAUCCCCGCGGCCCCUGCAGGCCAGGUGUUCUGCCUGUAUUCCGAAGAGUGGAGGCGCAGGCACGUGCAGCCGCUCGCACCCGUGCAGCUGCAAGAAUGCAACCUGACCGGCACCGUGCUGUUCCUCAAGAGGAUGGACAUCGCCGGCCUGGGCCACUGCGACCUCAUCACCAAGCCAGCCCCGGCCAGCCUGAUGCAGGCGCUGGAGGACCUGGAUUACCUGGCGGCCCUGGACGACGAAGGGAACCUGUCCGAGUUCGGGAUCAUCAUGUCGGAGUUCCCGCUGGAGCCGCAGCUGGCCAAGGCCGUGCUGGCGUCCUGCGAGUUCGACUGCCUCUCGGAGAUGCUCACGGUGGCUGCCAUGGUGACAGCUCCUCCGUGCUUCUCCCACCCGCCCCGGGGGCAAGAGGAAGCCGCGUGGGCCAGCCGCCACAGGUUCGUGCACCCGGAGGGAGACCACUUCACUCUGGUCAACAUCUUCAACGCCUUCCAGGAGGCCGGCGAGGGGCCCCGCGGCCGAGGCCGGGUGGAGCAGUGGUGCCGGGACCGCUUCCUGGACUGCGGAGCCCUGCGGGCGGCGGCCGCCCUGCGGGCGGAGCUCGUGGAGAUCGCCAAGCGCGUCGAGCUCCCCUGGUCUCCGCCGGCGUUCGGCUCCCGGGAGAACGCCGUGAACCUCAAGAAGGCCCUGCUGUCCGGGUUCUUUAUGCAGACGGCCCGGGACGUGGACGGAGCGGGUAACUACCUGACGCUGACGCACCGGCUGGUGGCCCAGCUGCACCCCCUCUCCGGCUACCGCCGCCGCCGCCGGAUGCCCGAGUGGGUUCUGUUCCACGAGUUCCGCCUGGCGGAGAGGAACUACAUCCGCGUCGUCUCGGCCGUCACCCCGGAGCUCUUCGUGCAGCUGACGCCGCAGUACUACUUCAGCAACCUGCCGCCCAGCGAAAGCAAGGACCUCCUGCUCCAGGCCUCCGGCCGCUCGGCGGCCCCCGCCACGCCCGAGCGGGACCCCGACCCCGGCGCCGCGGCCCCCGCCGGACCCCGCUGCAGCGUCCAGUGACGCCCGGACCCGGGCGGCGGGCGCGCGCCGCCGCCCGCCCUCCGCCGGCGCGCGGGAACGGGGGCGGAAAAAUUCCAGACGAGAGCAUUAAGAGGAAAACACCCUGUACCGCUCUGUCACUGAGAAAAGGCAAUAAAUAGUCUCUCGGC